GAUUUACCCACUAUGGGCCAGGAGUACAGGGGUAUCUUUAGCCACAUCAACCAACUGGAUAUGUAAUCUCAUUGUUUCCAUGACAUUCCUUAGUCUCACUGAAGCUAUCACAAGAUUUGGUACAUUCUGGUUGUAUGCAGGCAUAACACUACUAGGGCUAGUGUUCCUGGGUGUUGUCCUACCAGAGACUAAGGGGCGAAGUUUGGAGGAAGUAGAGGGACUAUUUGCCCACUCAUGGUGUGGCACCUCAGGGCCACCUAUAGUGGAUGAUGAGAAAACAGUGCAGUAUGUACAUAUACGAGGGAUCAAUAGUAACGAUAGGGAGUCAGAUGCAGACUCGGGAGAUGGUGACUAAAUUCUGAUGCCAUCUGUGGCUGGUUUAAUUCUAGUUUAAUUGGAUAAGAUGAUUUAUCUUAAUGAUUAUACUCCAUUCAUUACUGAUGCAUGUGGCCUAUAUAUAAUGAGGCCCAUGGAAAAAUUUAAAAAAAAUUAAAAUAAAAUUUUCGUGUCUGGUUGGAGAGAAAACCAUAUAGAGACAGAAAAUGUGGUGAAAGAUGAUGCGCUGUAAAAUUAUAGAUUAAAUGUCAACAUUAACAAAACAAACCAACGAUUUUAAUUUACGAGGCACCAGUACUUAUUAAUUUUUAACUCAUUUUGGGGGAGUUUUAAGGUUGAAUAAAUUGUCGCCAAAUAUAGUCAUAUCAUUUUUGUGAUGCUUAAUACAUGUAAUAUAUUGAAUGUGUUAAUCAUGAUUCAUGGCUUUAUACAUGUAAACAAUAUUAUUGAACUUUUAUGUGUGUAUUAAAUGGAUGUUCAAAAUGGAUGUAUAAACCAUAAAAUCAUAAAGUUUGUGACUUGUGUUUGGUGUCUGCGUUUUGCAUAACAAAUAUUAAUGCAAACAAGCAGUGCCAUUUUGUUAUGUUAAUGCCUUGU
Molecule: messenger RNA, 933 nt
Organism: Owenia fusiformis
Lineage: Eukaryota; Metazoa; Annelida; Polychaeta; Sabellida; Oweniidae
Source: the annotation of a GenBank genome assembly